ACCACCAGCUCAGUAUAAAUGCUCGGCUAGAACUGCGCUCGCUCAUUCAUUCAUUCGACACGCAGUAGCACCCUCCAACCUCAUCAUCUACCCGUCUCGUAGCUCAUCCCCUCGUCUCGUCUCAAAUUGUCCACUUGCCCACUUAUUCUCCCUGAUAGCUUAUAGAAUGAGCAUUUUCCACUCAGCGGUUUCAUCCGACGCGAAUCUCUCAAGCUCCCCCUAUCCUUCUCCCUGGAGCCCGACGCCUGCAGACAUCACCCUAAUCCUCUCCCUAGAAGUCGCCAUCAUGGAAAGCAGCAGUAGCGAAGGUCACAGCCGCCGUAGUAAUAGCGGCGAGGCCGCGACUACAACUAAUAGCAGUCACGCGGGAGCCGCGCGCGUGACUGGAGCGGCAGACGCGACGGGCGAUGAGGUAGUCGUGUCAGAAAUUCAAGCGGAGUGUCUUCAAGCCCUUGCGACUCGAUCCUCGUCAGCUGAGUUCCUCAGCUUCAGUUCCGCCGGCGGCGAAGGUGGCCGCCGUGCGACGGGCAACGGCCUCGACUCGGAGUCGCCCGGCGACUCGACGGCGAGAGUGUCGACUGGCGACACUUCGGCGCCCGAAGUGUCGCACGCCCCGUUUGUCGGCCGUCACGCGAUUCGCAUGGCUCCUCGCAGCUUGUGGGCGAAGAACAUGCUGUACGAUUACCAUGAAGCGACUGGCGACGAUCCGCGAAAGGUCACGCGACGGACGAUGGAGCAGCAGAGUCGGCGACGACGCAGUCACAGCGGCGCAACGGCAGCAGAAAGGGCUCCAGCGACCCGGAAAAACAGUUCCGCGGGUGAAUCGCCGCUUAAUAGACGCACUCCUGCCGCCAUAACUUCCACUGUAAGUACGAGGCCGCACGGCGUCAGCUGGCUCGGAAAACGAAAGCCAUCCGACGAAGUAACGCGCGUGCGGCCACCUGUUGCUGCUCUGGCGGCCGCACCUGCCGCGGCGUCACCGGCGGGCAGCAGACGUCGUAACGGCCCGUCGUUACCGGGUGACGCGUACGAUGACGUGAUGGCGAUGGCGAACAGUCAGGCUGAUUUCGUUAUGAUUGACGACGGGGAAAACGGAUCGUCAGAACCAAUCGUCCCGACAAGAGCCGAAGUACGGCUGUCAGCGAAGCACGGCUCCGAAGCUGCUCUGAAGGUCGAAGACGCCGUCCCCACUUUUGGCGCGCUUUGGGAGCAGUGGAGUGCGCGCCACGAGAAGAAACGGCGGACGGGAAUUGAGACUGGUAGCAGCAGUGACUCGUUAGUGCAAUCGCUGGUGGACGGAGAUUGCGCGGCAAUGCUCGUGGGUGGUGGGGCUGUGAGACCGAGAAAUUGGAAUGGGUGCAGCGAUGUAGCUUUACCAGCAGUUGUUGCCACAAGUGUACUUCCUAGGUCAUCUAACGAGGCCCUCAAUGUCGGGUCAGGAGGUGACUGUGUGAAGCUGUUCGGGUCUUGGAUUGUGAGGGCCUAGCAGGCCAUGGUGGGCACACUUCUGCUCUGCAUACUGUAGCAUACAGAACAGCCCUGAAUAAAAGCAAGCCACCUCAAAGACACGGAAACUGGCGAAGGCAGAUUCAGCGAAGUGCAGGAUGACAUGGAGAAAUAAGCUGGUGGGAUUGUUCAACAGAGCUGUAGUUCAUGUCAAUGUCUCAGGAUUUGGUUCUUGAUUUGACUCCCUCCCACCACCACUACAAUGUCAGCACUUGACGGGACGUUCUGAGGCCUCACACUGUUGCCCGAGGAACGCAAAAGAAACAACAAUGGUCACC
Molecule: messenger RNA, 1784 nt
Organism: Closterium sp. NIES-67
Lineage: Eukaryota; Viridiplantae; Streptophyta; Zygnematophyceae; Desmidiales; Closteriaceae
Source: the annotation of a GenBank genome assembly